Pollicipes pollicipes is the source of this 10154-nucleotide messenger RNA. It is a transcript of the gene Vps13D, whose product is annotated as vacuolar protein sorting 13D. Gene Ontology annotation, biological process: protein targeting to vacuole; mitochondrion organization; protein retention in Golgi apparatus. Gene Ontology annotation, molecular function: protein binding. The record is from RefSeq and is a predicted model, not a curated record. Lineage: Eukaryota; Metazoa; Arthropoda; Thecostraca; Pollicipedomorpha; Pollicipedidae.
CGUGGACAGCGUGAGCGGCUCACUGUUGGACUCGGAGCCGUGCAGUCCGUGCAGUCCCGGCUCGCCGGAGCCUCUCGGUCGGCCGGCCUCGCCCGUCUCGCUGACGCGCGCCAUCAACCAGCGACUGCAGACGGCCGCGGCGAUCAGAGUAGCGUCGGCGUCGCCGCCGGCUGGAGCGUCGCCGCCGCCCGAACAGCCCGUCGGCCACGCCCAGGACGCCCUCAUCACGCUGGACGUGUCGAUCGUGCUGCCAUCUACAGGCCAGCACCCCAGCCACACCCUGCAGACCGUCUCCGUCCGCUUCAACACCCUGGACGUCAUUGCCAACCAGGAGACGAUCGUGGAGCUGGCCGGCUUCCUGAACCGGAUCAGCCUGCCGCGUGAGACGCCCGCCGACUCCCCGCCGGUCCCCACGGAAACGCAGCCGGAGACUGAAGACGGGUGUGGACGGACGCCGGAGGACCGGGCGCGGACAGACUCGCCGCCGGCCAGCCCGCCCUCCAGCCGCACCGAGCUCACGUUCGACUUCCACAAGCUGAAUGUGCUGCUGCUGCGCUCCGUGCGGAUCCGGCACGGCUCGGUGACGGGCCGCAAGGUGGCCACGGCCACUGUGAGUGGCGCGCGCAUCCAGGCCACGCUGGCCGCCCAGCUGUGCGUGAGCGGCGCGCUGGGCGGCCUGCAGGUGCGCGACCUCAGCCCCGGCGGCCACCGGCAUCCGUGCGUCCUCUCGGUCGGCUUCGACCCCGUGGUGGAGCAGUCCCAGGACCUGCUGCGGAGGCUGAACGCCGACCUGUACCGGGACAGCGAGCAGUGUCCGCGGGCGCUGGAGUUCACCGCCUGCCGACCGGCCGGGGCCGACCAGACUGCCCAACUUCAGGUCCGGCUGGCGUCCGUGUGCUACACGCACCGCGCCCCGUUCCUGGCCGAGCUGGGCGACUGCGUGGACGAGUUCGAGCAGUACAUCACCGAGCUAGCCCGCUCGGUCGGCCUGGCCGCCGCCGAGAUGGCCCGCGAGAUGGUGCACAUCAGGGCGGACCCAUCCGGCUCCGGCGGCGACACGGGCGCGCAGUCACCGCCGCGGCCCGACGCGGCGCCGCCGCCCGAUGCCGGCCAUGCCUUCUCCGACCUGGACCUGAGUGUGGUGCUGGAGACGCCGAUCGUGGUGGUGCCGGAGAGCGUCGGCGGCAGCCGCGUGCUGGUGGCGCACCUGGGCCGCAUCGCCCUGGCCAGCCGACCCGGCGACCAGCAGCGGCUGGACGUGCGCGACAUGAACCUCUACUCGCUCGACCUGGACCGCGUGCUGCGCGCCCGCGACCUCAGCCCACGGCGGGCGUUCACCGUGCUGCGCGCCGACGAGCUGUACGACGCGCGCCUGUGCGGCGACCCGAUCCUGUACGACACGGCGCUGGAGGUGGACGGCCAGUUUGUGACGCCGGUGCGGCUCUCGGUGCUGAAGUCGCAGUACGAGCAGAUCCUGCGCACGCUGGACCAACUGACGGUGCCGCCGGUGGACGAAGACACCGAGCCGGAGCCGGGUCUGCCCGCGCACGGCCCCGGCUCAACGGCGGCCGGUGCCGACGACAGCUCAGCUGAGGCGCCGCCGGAGAGGAAGAUCUCGGUACCAGCGCAAAACCAAGUCAUACCCAUUCAUGGCUCAUUUCAGCUGUCGGAGUUUGAGAUGGAGCUGCGCAGCGACAUGGGUGGCGGCGAGGCGCGCGGCCUGGUGACGCUCACCUUCAGUGACCUGGCCGUGGCGUACGAGCGCCUGCAGCCCGACCUGACCUCGCUCCAGGUCACCCUGCAGGAGGUCACCAUGGAGGACCUGCUGCAGCCGCCGGACGCGCCGCACCGCUACCUCAUGGCCUCGCACAACACGCCGAGCGAGCGCCGGCUGUCAUCCGUCAGCGCCUUCCUGUCGACCUCGUGUCCGGACAUCGCGGCCGCGUCGGCCGACUCGGCGCUCAUCCAGUGCACGGCGACGCUGCGUGGCGCGCGCGCCGCCGUGGCACGCACCGUCGACGUCAACUUCAACUGCCUGGACGUGGUGGUCAGCCCGCAGUCGUGGGUCAUGGUGCUGGACUUCUUCGGCGGCCCGCCGCAGCCCGACACCGCCGGCCACCUGGGCGCCCUGGCGCUGGUCGACCUCACUCGGCACGGUGCGCUCUACCGCGAGCGCUUCGUCACGUCCGGCCCCGAGGCUGUACACUUCGACCUGGUCAGGUACCAGGCGCCAGACCCGGGCCUGCAGCGGCCGUUCGACCUCCAGCUGCGCCUGCACAUGGCGUCCGUGCUGUACGUGCACACGCAGCGCUUCCUGACCGAGCUGCUCCAGUUCUGCGCACACUUCACUCAGCUGCAGGAGCUGCUCAGCCGGCUGCAGGCAGGCUCGGACGUGGAACUGAGCUCGCGCGGCAGCCGGGUGUCGCUGGACGUGCAGGCCGGCGCGCCGGUGCUGCUGCUGCCGCUCUCGGCUCGCUCGCCCCACCUGCUGGUGGCCGACCUGGGCCGGCUGCGCGUCACAAACGCCUUCGUCUUCUCGGGCGCCGAGCCGCCGGACAGCGCGGCGCGCGACAUCCCGUUCUCGCGCAGGGCGGCGCCGCGCGGCCGCAUCUCGCCGGUGCUGAAGGGAGGCCGGGAGCGGCCGGCCUCUCCGGACGCCGUGCCCUGCCUGCUGGACGUCAUGGAGGUGACGCUCUCCGACAUGGACGUGUACUCGCGCGCGCCGACCGACCUCCAGCUAGGCUCGUACCUGGUGCGGCCGGCGUCCGGCGGCCGCCUGCUGAAACAGAAGGCCGGCCUCAGUCUGCUGGUGGAGCGCAACCUGGACGCCGCCCUCAACCACGACGUGCCGGACAUGAGCGUGCGCGGCAGCCUUUCGACGCUGAGCCUGUCGGUGGACCUGCCCCAGUACCGUCUGAUCCGCGGCUUGCUCGACCACAACCUGGGCGAGCCGGUGGAGCUCGAGCCGGCCACGCUCAUUCAACCGCAUCACGUCCAGGUGACAGCACCCGACUCGGUUUGGCUCACCAUGUCGGUGCGACUGGACCUGGAGAACGUCUCUCUGGAGCUGGUGUCAGGCGACGCCCCUCUGGCCCGGGUCGACUUCAUCCGCUCCCAGCUGCUCUACGAGAGCUUUUCGGACGCUUCCAAGGACGUGGACCUGAUGUCGCGCGAGAUUCGACUGUACGACGCCAGGUUCACAGACUUCCCGGCCAACAAGCGCUCCAACGUGUUCAGCCUGAUCCUGCAGCCGCUGUUUGUCAAGACGGAGCGUAGCCUGCAGGCGGAGCUGCACUACCGCGCCUCGGCCGAGCACGCCCAGUUCACCGUGCUGCUCAACAGCAUGCGACUGAUGGGUGUGCUGGACUGGUGGCGUGAGGUAAACGAGUUCAUCAGCGCCAGUCCGGAGGGCGGCUUCGGCCCGGCGCAGGCCGCCCCCACCGCCCCGGCCCCGAACGCCGGCAUGGCAGUGAGCGCAGGUGUGGUGACGCGGCGAGCGGCCGUGCUCGGUCAGCCGCAGCAGAGCCUCGAGCUCAAGCUCAACGUCUCCGACUGCGAGCUGGUGCUGGUCGAGAACCCCACACUCUCCGACUCAGCGGCCGUCAUUCUCAAGGCGACGGCGUGCGUGCAGUACCGGCCGCAGAGCCGCGAGAAGCCGCUGAGCUGCGAGCUGCAGAACUGCGAGCUCUUCAGCUGCCUGCUGGGCGGCGCCGAGCAGGAGACGGCGCUCUCCAUCGUCGACCCGGCCACCGUGAACGUCGAGGUGUCGGGAAAGCUGCCGGCCGACGCCGCCAGGGGCAUCCUGGACGCCACGGACACCGAGCUGCACUGCCACAUGGAGGUGCUGGUACAGCAGCUGAACGUGCGGGUCAGCUAUCACGACAUGAAGAUGUUCGCCGCCAUCCUGGAGAGUCUGCCGCGGCAGACGGCCGGUCUCGAAGGCCACCGCUCGCCGCAGCCAGUCAACAUGCAGGCACCGCUGCUGCAGCUGCGCCAGCUGGGCUUCUCGGAGGCCGACUGCGGCCGGGCGCUGGUCGCCAGCCAGGGGCGGCUGGACGAGGCCGCCAUCUGGCUCACCCAGCACGCGUCUCCUAGCACCGAAGCGCCUGGGACGGACCCGCCGGCGCCCAGUCAGCCGCUGUUCGACCUGCGCGGCGUCAAGCUUCACACAUCGUCCUUCUCAAUCUGCAUCAUCGACGACUGCGGGGACGCCGACGUGCCUCUGGCGGAGCUGUGCAUGAACCACUUGUCCGUGUCGCACUCGAGAGAUGGCUCUGGCGAGGCGGCGUGCGAGCUGUCGGGAGAUUACUACAACCGAGCUCUCUCCGGAUGGGAGCCAUUCCUGGAGCCCUUCAAGUGUGAGCUGGACUGGCGGCACAGCGCGCUGGUGCAGAGCGGCGCGCCCGGCGGCCGGCGCACCGCCGUGGUCCGCUCCCGGCAGCAGGCCAACCUCAACCUCACCUCCACCCUGCUCGAGCUGUACUCGAUGGUGCGCGCCAACUGGACCGAGGACUACUACAACCGGCACAGGGUGGGAGGACCGCGCGUGGCCAGCCGGCGGCGUAGCCCCUUCGUGCCGUUCAGCCUGAAGAACGACACGGGCUCGCGGCUCCGGUUCCGCACCGUGCUGACCUCCUUCAGCGGCGGCGCCGACGCGGCCACACCGGCCGGCGGCGGCCAGGGCGGCUGGACCGACGUCGAGGUGGACCAGACUCUACCCUUCACCUUCGGCGGCAGAGGGAAGCUGCGUCAUCAGGACACGCACACCACCCGCCAGCACCAGCUGCUGGUGUGGGUCGAGGGCUGGCAGCCCACGGCGCCCGUCUCCGUCGACCGCGUCGGCGUGUACUUCCGACUCACCAGUCCCGUGCCGGGCCGCCAUCCCACCGGGGUCAGAAGGGCCGCUCCCGCACCACCCGGCUUUAUUCCGAGCCUCACCAGACGUCGGCACGCCGUCCGCCAGCAGUGCUUUAGCAAAACGAGCGAUGGCGUUAUGUGUGCUGUUAAUGUAGAGCUAAUGUUUCGCCGUUUCGUUCCGGCGCCGGCGCGCGUGGUGUUCGCCGUCACGCUGCUCGGCGCCGCCCGCAAGCUGGUCACCGUUCGCUCGGCGCUGCUGAUCAGCAACCGGCUGCCCGACCCGGUCGAGGUCAAGAUGGAGAGCUCGUCCCAGCGGCUCGGAGAGCCGGCGCUGCAGGUGGCGGCGGGCGCGCGCCGACCCGUGCCGCUGGCGCUGGUGCACGCCGCCCAGACGGCCCGACCCGUGGCUCGGCCCGACGGCUGGUCGCUGUGCCGCUGCCGCAGCUGGCAGCUGGCCUCGCACGUCUACAGGUUCUGCGUCAGCGUCGACCCGGACAACUACCCGUCGGAGGAGGCGGUGCCCUGCCCCAGACAGCCCGUUCCGGGCCGCGCCAUGCCCGGGAUCCAGCCGGGCCACACGGUCAGCCUGCUGCCGCCCGUCACCGUGGUCAAUCUGCUGCCCUGCGAGCUGCGCUUCUCCUGCACCGGCACCGACGGCACGCACCGCAUCGAGCCCGGCCGGCAGGUGGACCUGGAGCAGGACCUGCUGCUGACCCUGAGUGAGACCGGCGAGCAGGCGGAGGCGGCCGGCCAGGAGGCCGACCACGAGCGCGCCCGCUCCGUCUCGCCGCUGCUCUUCUCGCUCAGCGACCCCGAGGCGCCGGCCAUGAUGGUGGCGCGCCUGGGCCGCGGCCAGCACGUGGACGGCGUGCCCCGGUGGUGUCACCACUUCCACCUGCAGCCGGAUCUGCACGUGCGCCGCCUGCGUGUGGCGCAGCGCGACAGCCGCCGCCCCGACUGGGUCUACGUGGUCGGUAUCGAGAUUCGGCCGGGCCGGGGCCGCUACAGCGACACGAACAUCAUCACCAUCUCGCCGCGCUUCCAGAUCGACAACCGCUCCACCCACCAGCUGCUCUUCUCGCAGCUGCACUUCGCCGACUCGUUCAUGGACCGCAGCGCCGAGCGCACGUGGCUGCGGGCGAUGCCGCGCAGCCAGAUGGCGUUCCACUGGCCGCGCCACGACUGCGACCACCUGCUGUGCGUCAAGCUGGCGGACGUGCCCGACUGCCACUGGUCGGGGGGCUUCCUCAUCGACCGCACCGACAGCUGCCACGUCAACAUCAGGGACAAGGACAGCCAGAGCCGCUUCUUGCGGCUGGAGGUGGUGCUGCAGGUGGCCACCUUUUACGUUGUGUUCAUGGACGCCGACGCCAUGCCGCCGCCGUUCCGCGUAGACAACUUCUCCGAGGUCAACGUCACCUUCUACCAGAGCGGUACUCAGGACCACCACCUGCGGAGUACGGUGCGGCCGCGCAGCUCCGUGCCGUACGCCUGGGACCAGCCGCUGGCCAAGUCGCUGCAGCUGACGGUGGUGGCACCCGGCGGACAGGCCGACGCGUUCGACAUGAACCAGCUGAACCAGCGGAAGCCGCUGCGCUACGACAACUUCAUGUUCAUCGCUUUCGCCGGCACCUUCGGGGGCCCGUCUGGAGCGGCGUUCGACCCGCAGAACGUCGAGUGCCGCCAGCUCGUGCUGGACGUGGUGGACGGCAACGUGGUCCUCAAGCGCAAGGAGCCGGGCGUGCGGUCGCAGCUGUGGCGCCACCUGUCGUCAGGACACGUGGUGCACGAGGGCAGCAGCCCGCCGCGCGACCCGCGUCACCCCGACCUCGACACCGACCGGCUGAUGGUGCUGGACAUCGCGACGCCGGCCAUCCAGCCGUACGAGCGUGUGCCGCUGCGGCUGCGGCGGCUGGACCGGCGCCGCCGACUCACGCAGAGCUGGCGCUUCACCGACGACGGCCGGCUCUGCUGCCAGCACCCUAACCUGUACGUGCAGGCACAGGACGGCUUCGCCGGCCUGCGCAGAGGGAGUCAGGCGGUGCUGGGCCCGGUGCCGUCCGCCGGCCUCGCGGCGUCGGCCGCCGUGCCGCCGGAGCAGGCUAUCCAGCCGCAGAUGCAGUGGCCCGGGUCGGGCCAGCUCAGCGUCCGCAUCGUCACCGACGGGCCCACCCGCGUGCUGCAGCUCACAGACGCGCAGGCUAAGGCCUGGGUGGUGGUGGGCGAGAACAACGCGUCCCGGCUGCUGGCGGCGGACGACUCUCCCGAGGAGCGGCCGCCCUGCCAGACGGAGCUGACUGUCAGUCUGCAGCUACCGGCAGGGCUGGGCGUCAGCCUGGUGUCGAGCUCGCCGCCGGCCGAGCUGCUGUUCGUCUAUCUGGGCGACAUCGCAGCCGAGUACCGGCGCACGGCGGCGCGCCACGCGCUCGCGACGAGCGCCGCCACCUGCCGGCCGUCUGCUUUCGCCGCCCACGCCGUGCCCAGCGCCUGCCAGCGCGUACAGAUCUUCGAGCACCUGGUGGUGUCUGUGAAGGACCUCACUGUGACGUUGGAAGAGCGCCUGCUGUACCACCUGCUACACUUCAUCGGCUACAGCGACGACGCCUCGGAGGUGAACCAGCUGGAGGAGUCAGACCUCGAGACGCAGAGAGCGCUGAAGGCGGCCACCUCCUCCCACAACACGCGCUACUACUGCCGGAGACUGGAGCUGGCCCUAAAGAAGGUGCGUCUGAGCGUGCUGACCUCCGCCCGGCUGCGGCCCGAGCUGGCCGCCACCCGCGACAAGCUGGGUCGCCGGCUGGUGCAGUUCGAGGGCGCUCAGGUGGAGCUGGACCCGUUCGUGCGCUGCCACCCGUUCGAGACGGCCGCCAAACUCAUCGACUCGGUGCUGGAGCACUACAAGGCGGAGCUGAGGUCGCAGGCGGCCAUCAUCCUGGGGUCGUUCGACUUCCUGGGCAACCCGCUGGGCUUCUUCAGCGACGUCAGCGAGGGCGUGUCGGGCCUGGUGAUGGAGGGCGACCUGGGCGCGCUGGUCAAGAACGUCACACACGGCGUGGCCAACUCCACGGCCAAGGUUACCGGCUCGAUCUCGGACGCCGUCGGCUGGGCGACACUGGACGAGAAGCACGACGACAAGCGGCGCCGCAUCCGCUCCCAGCACACGGCGGGCUCUGAGGAUCACCUGCUGGCCGGCCUCAAGGGCUUCGGCUACGGCCUUUGGGGCGGCGCCUCCUCGCUGGUCGUGCAGCCCAUACAGGGCGCCUCCAACGAGGGAGUCUGGGGAUUUCUGUCCGGCAUCGGGAAGGGCAUCGUAGGCACAGUGACCAAGCCGGCUGUCGGCUUCCUCGACCUGGCGACGGGCGCUGCCAACGCCGUCAAAGACACCAGCAGCAGCUCAAGCCGGCAGGCUCCGCCGCGAAUCCGUCCGAUCCGCGUGGUGCAGGGGGCCGGCGGCCUGCUGCCCAGGUACAGCAGCAAGGACGGCGACGGCCAGGAGCUGCUCGAAACGUUCACAGACCGCAGGCCCGAGGAGAGGUUUGUGGCGUACGAACUGCUGUGCGCCGGCUCCGAGCGGCUGACACUGGACGGCUCCGGGUACGCCGUCUACCCGGAGCUGCUGAGCUGCGGCGACGGCGACCUGCGCGUGCUCAUCUCCACCGAGAUGGUGCGCGUGCUCUCUCACAGCCGGCCGGGCGUCUUCACGCUGGGCUUCGCCGUGCACUUCAGUGAGCUGGAGGAGUGUCGUCCCUCGAUCGAGCGCGAUCCGGCCGGCGGACAUAUCUACAAGGUGGUGCUGACCGUGGCCGGGUCCGGCGCGGGCCGCAAGCACAGCCAGCCGUCCAUCAAGUGCCAGGACAGCAACGUGGCGAUCAGCAUCACGGAACUGAUCAACUUCGGCAAGAGCUGCUACGAAGAGCUGAAGCAUACCGUCCCGCCGUCAAAGCUCAUGUCCGACCAGCAGUGAGGCGCCCGAGAGCGCGGCCCGAGCCCAGCACCCGUGACCGGGCGUGGCCGCGUCGGCGUGCCAGGGAGCUGCUGCGCUGGUUCAGGAGAGCGCGGCCCGAGCCCAGCACCCGUGACCGGGCGUGGCCGCGUCGGCGUGCCAGGGAGGUGGUGCGCUGGUUCAGGAGAGCGCGGCCCGAGCCCAGCAUCCGUGACCGGGCGUGGCCGCGUCGGCGCACCAGGGAGGUGGUGCGCUGGUUCAGGAGAGCGCGGCCCGAGCCCAGUACCCGUGACCGGGCGUGGCCUGCGUCGGCACACCAGGGAGGUGGUGCGCUGGUUCAGGAGAGCGCGGCCCGAGCCCAGUACCCGUGACCGGGCGUGGCUGCGUCGGCGCACCAGGGAGGUGGUGCGCCGACGAUGGGGGGCAGCCGAUGCUGCAGUGGCUGGGCGGGGCAGCGAGCAUAGCUGUCUCGGCGGAGCGGCACGGAGGCCGCGCAGUGGCGGCGUCCAGUCUAGAGUGCAUGGACCGUCUGCCUCCAAGCUGGUGAGCCUGUGGCGCCAGCUGGCAGCGCAGCGUCCAGACCAGGACAGCGUGCCUUCCGGGGGAUGUGAUCGUGAUGCUCAGUGGGCUAGAUUUGACGGGCCUGUAGCCACGUCCAGGUGUGUAUGUGUAACGAGGCAGUUCGGGGUGACUGCGGCGGCACAGCAUGCGCUGCCGAUUUGAACACGUAUCGAACAACACUGGGUGACGGCGCUGCGUGCCUUUCGUCAGCGGACCGCGUCAACUGCUAAUACUUUUCCGGCUGUGUCUCUUAUGCACGGGGUCACUCAUGUAUCCUUGCUACCGCGUGGUGACGAGAUAUUUUUAGUGUCACUUGAAUGUAUCCGCCUAGACCUUUGACCUGGUACUCGCACCAGGACAGCGAUCAAAACGGGAUGGAUAGGAAGACUUUCAUUGAUGAGACUGUGCAGAGGCUAUCCGGCACCACUGUGUGGACGUGCACAUGCCUGGGCUAUUUAUUGGGGAGCGAUUGGGUGUGAACGUUGUCCGCUGAUGUCUCAGCACACGGGCGCAUAUCAAAGCCGCGUAUGUCUAGCGCAGGGGGAGCCGGGGUUUUGUAGCCAAAGAUGAUUUGCGUGUCACGCUGGGGUACGUGCGGUAUUGUUUACUGUUCUAUGCAAAAAUCAAUGAGUCAGUGGUAAUACAGGUUGUUAGGAGACCUUAUGGUUUCAUAUGUCCAAGGGGACGUCAGGAGGAGCAAACUAGUUACAACGUACACGAAUACGGUAUUGUCGCAAAUUUUGGAACCGUCGAACGCAGGCGAUAUACCCGGCGAUACGCAUACAUUCGAAUA